Messenger RNA from Homarus americanus (American lobster), 2046 nucleotides. RefSeq lists its product as uncharacterized. The coding region runs from base 1 to 2046 and encodes 681 amino acids. The record is from RefSeq and is a predicted model, not a curated record. Gene Ontology annotation, molecular function: nucleic acid binding. Gene Ontology annotation, biological process: DNA integration. The transcript is spliced from 4 exons. NCBI's taxonomy places the organism in Eukaryota, Metazoa, Arthropoda, Malacostraca, Decapoda, Nephropidae.
AUGAAGGUGCACAUCUUUGGUAGGGUGUGGAGCCCUUCAUGUGCAACUUACGCUCUCCGGCGCACAUUCCAAGACCCCAGAUCCGAGUUUCCCGACAUGGUGGAGCAAGCGGAAGUCAACUUCUACGUUGACGACCUGCUCAUGUCGCUGGACUCAUCAAAUGAAGCAUCAAUGUUAGCGUGUCAGCUUCGAAGACUGUUGGCGUGUGGAGGAUUUCGGUUAACUAAGUGGGCCAGUAAUCACAAAGGAGUGUUGGCUACCAUCCCACCGGAGGAAAGGCAAAAUGCACUGAAGGAAAUUGAUCUGAGGCAAGACAAAUUGCCAAUGGAGCGAGCCCUGGGGGUUAGGUGGCUCCUGGAAGGUGAUCAGCUCGCCAUCAAGGUGCAACCAAAUUCAAGGCCAGCUACCAGGAGAGGAGUACUAAGCCUGUUGCACACCUUCUGCGAUGCAUCGCAGGCUGCUUACGGUGCGGUGACCUACCUGAGAAUGGUAGACUCUGGCGGAAGUAUCCAGUGCUCUUUCGUGUACGGACGGGCCAAGCUGGCCCCACUCAAGCAACUGACAAUACCAAGGCUGGAACUUUGUGCAGCUGUCCUGGCAGUGAACGCUGAUCGAACGAUUCGCCGAGAAAUGACCAUGACCAUACGCGAAUCUUAUUUUUGGACGGAUAGCAUGCUAGUCUUGCAGUACAUCGCCAAUUCGAGCAGACGAUUUCAAACGUUUGUAGCCAACAGGAAAGCAGUCAUACAAAAGCUGUCAAGAACUGACCAGUGGAGACAUUUCGGCACAUCGCUGAACCCAGCAGAUGAUGCAACUAGGGGAUUACCUGUCCUGGACCUGGUUGCAGGAUCUCGGUGGAUACGAGGUACUGACUUUCUACUCAGUGUUGAAGAACGGUGGCCAAAGGGAAAGGAACUGCCAGCAGUUCUGAACGACUUACUGGAGGUGAAACGAGAAGUACACCAGAGAUCUGUAGUUGCUCUGGCAGUGGGCGAGCAGUCAAAGUGGUCCCUCGCCAAACUAUGGCUCAGGUACUCAUCAUGGUACCGCUUGAAAGAGGCUUAUGAGAAAGAAAUCCAAACUGUCAUAAAGGGUGAGCUGCCGAAGGACAAUAAGCUAUAUAAACUGGAACCUUACUUGGACGAGCGAACGUUGCUCAGAUCAAAGGGAAGAAUUAAAGGAACCCUUCUUGGGCGAAGUGGUGAGGAGCCAAUCUUGCUGCCUAGAGACCACCACAUCAAGGAAAUCAUAGUGCGGGAGAUGCACGAAGAGAGAGCCGGACAUGCCGGACGAGAACACACGAUGGCGUGUGUGAGGCAAAGGUAUUGGAUUCCCCAGGGCAGACGCUUGCUUGAUAGAAUCAUACGACGCUGUGUAGUGCGCCGACGGAACAACUGGAGAAGUCGGCAUCAAAGGCAAGCUGACUUACCAAUUGAUCGUGUUACUCCUGGAAAGGCUCCAUUUGCUUACACUGGAACGGACUGUUUUGGUCCAUUCAUUAUCAAGGUAGGGAGGAAACAGGCUGAGCGCUGGGGAUGUCUGUUUACAUGUCUAACUAUUAGGGCUGUUCAUCUAGAAGUCUUGGCCUCAUUAGACGCAGAUGCCUUCCUCAACGCAAUAACAAGAUUCUCACGACGCAGAGAUACACCAGAUCGUAUUAGGUCGGAAAAUGGGACAAACAUGGUACGGGCAGCCAAAGAGCUCAAACUGGCAGUGAAAAGUUGGGAGCAAGAUGACAGACUCAGAGGUGCCUUACUAAUAGCAGAUAUUGGCUGGGUCUUCAAUCCACCAGCUGCCCCAUACACGGGGGGAGUAUGGGAAAGGCAGAUUCGCACAGUAAAGAAGGUUUUGCAGGCGAUUGUGGGCUCACAAGUUUUAGACGAUGAACGUCUGCAAACACUGUUCUGUGAAGUGGAAGCCAUAGUUAACGAGAGGCCAAUCACCCCGGUUCCAAACACUCCAAAUGAACCAAAGGCUCUCACUCCUGCUGAUCUUUUGCACUUAGGUCAAAAGGACCACGGCGCAACUUUCGCCCUGGUGACCUAA